ACAGCUACGUAAACCAAAACGGUGGUCCGAAGAGUUCCUCGAUCGAGCAACGAGACGAAACUAAAACAAGAUUUCACGAAUCCUCGGAGUACGCGACAGACACAGAAGAGAUUAGCAUGCCACAGGGUUCGCGGAACCGCAGGAAUCGUAGGGGGCGCAACAGAAGACGGUUCCAGCGUGCCGAGAGAACGCCGAAAGAGGACGAUGAACACCCGGAAAACGCGGAAAUUCGCGAGGAUCCGGCAACGAACGAGUCACUAGAGAAAACGAUCGAAACCGAACCCGACGAUGAUCAAACGAUACGUGCCAAAGAAGCAGCGGUGAAACGACUGAAAGAGGAGAGGCAACGAAUCGAGAAACGGAAUUUGAACUCCGAAGUGAGGGUUAUCGAGGUGAAGACGAUCAGUAGCCUACCGCUGGCUGCGAAGAUCGAUCACAUUCCGGGAGUGGGUAUUUUGGAGAUCGGUAGAAAGGACAGUGUGGAAGGUGUGGUGACGAUUUCCGAGCCAGCGGAAUUGUUUUCGUCGAUGAAAAGAACGGUCGAAGGCUUGAAGAUCCACGAUGUCAGCGACUGCGACGUGGAGGCUGACAGUGUUCGACCGGUGAUCGUGGAAAUGGAGACGGAUUUGGAAGACUCGAUGCGCGUCUGGGACACCGUGAUGCCGAAGGAGGUGGAGGGGAAGCUGAGGAGCUUCAUCGAAGGCCUGAAACUGCCCCCUUAUUGCGAGGAGGAGACAUGCAGGCAGGAAAGAGUUAGCUCGACGUGCAAGAAGGUUAGGAAACGCGGGAAUCACGAACACUGUCAGGCGAACAGGUUCCUAGACAUCAUACAGGAAGAGGGUGAGAAACUGUCUGAAGACGAGGAGCAGCAUAUUAGAGACUUCAUUAAUGAAGAGAUCAGCAAAUAUCGGAGGGAGGAACGACCGUCUAAUGGGAGGCGGAGGAAUUCGGGGGAUAAGGAGCUGGCAACGAAAGACGGGACCGAUAGUCAGUAUGCAAUGGAGGAAGACGAAGAAUCGGAUGGGAAAAUUAUGAGAAGUGAGUUUAACAGCGAUGAAAGACAAGAAAAUUUAGAAAAAGCUCGUCAAAUAUACGAAGAGUCCGGAAUAGAAGUAUUAAAAUUCAGGAACACCGUUGCUGAAACGUUGAAACAUGAAGUGACAUUGAAUAGCAUGGAAGAAAACUUUAAUAAAGUGUUAAUGUUCCAAGAAGAGAAUAAACUGAAGCCUGAAAUGAAAUGGACGGAGAAUUCAAUAAAGAUAACUGUUAUUGAUGUGGAUGCUGUAGAAUUAACGGAAGAUAUGCCGGAAGUAUCAGAGGCAGCUGAUGAAACGACAGAAGAUUCAGGGAUAGAAAUAUUGAAAUGCAUGAAGCCCGACGACGAAACAUUAGAAAGCGAAGAGAUGGAACUGAGCAACUCUGCAAAAAAUAUUAAUGAGUUAUUGGAAUUGAAAGAAGAGAAAGCGACGCCUGAAGAGGAGAAGAAGGAACAUGUUAUAAAAUGCAAUGUGCUUAAUGUGAACGAUGCAGAAUCAGUUAAAGAGAUGACGGAAAAAUCACAGGCUAUCGACGAAACAGAAGAAGAUUUAGAGGGGGGAGUAUUAACAUUUAUGGAACCCGACGAUGAAACAUUAGAAAACGAAGAAAUGGAAAUAAAUAGCACUGAGAGAAAUUCCAACGAACAAUUAGAACUUAAAGAAGAUAAAGAAUUGAGGGCAGAAGUGAAAAGAGAGGACAAUAUUUUAGAAAUAAAUGUAACUGGCGUAGAAAAUGCUGAAUCGACUGACAAAGUGGCCGAACUUCAGCGCGAAAGCACAGAAUCGCAGUUAAUUAACGAAGUAACAGAAGAAUCAGAGACAAAGACAUUAAAAUUCAAGGAAGUUGAUGAUCCUAAAUCAGGCCGAGGAAGUUUAAAAAUGAUUGAUGAGAAACUAAAUGAGACAGUAAAAGAUGAAGAACUGAAAGUGAACAUUAAAGACGUAAAUUUAGACAAACGAUUGGAAUUAAAAGACGAGGAAGAAUUAAAGCCCGAAGUGAAGAACGAGGUUCACAUUGAAGAUACAAAUGCUACUUAUAACGAAAUAGCAGAAUCAACCGAUAAAAUGACGGAGUCUCGGCUUGAAAUCGAAAAAAUGGAGACAAUAUCACAGUUAGAUGUCGAAAUCAAAGAAGACGUAGACACAGAAACAUUAGAAAUGAAGAAAGCUGAUGAAGCAUCCACUAAAGAUAUUGUAUUGAAAGAUGAGUCUUCAUUGAAUUCUGAAAGUGAAGCAAAUGUUAACGAAGAAUUAGAACUAAAACAGAAGGAAAACAAAACAGUUUGUGUAAAUGCCAUCGUACCAGUUGAACAAGUAACAUCACAGUUAAAAAUUGAAGAGAGAAAGGAUUUGAACAACGAUCCAAAUAUUUCCAAUACACAAUUAAAGGAGUUGAAAGUAGAGCAGACAGAAGAAAUCAAAGAGUCGCUCUUAUUGAAACCAUCAAAAAGCGAUACUAAGGAAAACCUGUUAGAAAGUCCAUCACUAGAAACUGAGAUUAUUACUGUAAAGGGCAACGAAUCCAGUCUAGAAGACGAAAUACACACGAAGUCUGAGUUAGAAAUAAACAAUGUGGCAGUGACGAAGGAACGGCGACCUCCAACGCCGCCAAAGAGGUCGUCUAGUCUGUCAGACGUUGAUUUACAAGAAAAAUCUCGAGACCCUCCGGUCCCUCCAGCCAGAAUAAUUUCAACUGAUCCUCCACCUAGUCGCCCGCCUCUGCCAGCAGAAAAUUUGGCAAUAGAUAAGAAUCCGAGCAUCGUUAGACGUUUAUUGACAAUUAUAUCGAGCAGUGACGCGACCGUCGAGAAUAUUCGCGAUGCUUUGAGGGAGGUGACGGCGUCGGCGCUACCCGAGAAUCUCCGCGAGAUCAUCGAUGAUCUAAGGGCCCACGGGAUCAGGAAUUUCCAAAGUGACAGCAUCGCUUCAUUGCAUAAUCGUCUUGGCAAUGGCGUGAGUCCUGAAAUAACGUGUGACUGGUUGGCCGAAAAGUCGCGCGAAAAAUGGGUGAUACCCGAGUCGUCGACAGCACGUCGCGCUGAACGAACAACGAUGGCCGAAAAAUCGCCGAAGAAUCUUCCAGAAUAUCUGAAAGUUACUGAAAACAAAGGCAACGAGGCAACUGCUUCGAAGGACAGCGAAGAAGAAUUCGAAGAGAUCUACAAAUCGACCGAACAAGUGGACACGGAAAAGUUUGAACUCAGAGACUCUUCCAGCAGCGCGACUUCUCUGAGCACUGUGAAGUAUAAUCCUAUGGAGGAUUGGCAGGCUGACAUUUGCUCUAUAAUAGCCGAAGAAGCUAGGAAAAGUAGAGAAAGGGACUUGGACUCUUCUAGUUUGAAAAGCAAACUUUCGUUACUGAAAGCUGAGGAAUCAGAUAUGUUAAAUGGAGAAAAAGUGUCCCCAGAACCCAUACCCUAUUCGCCUGUGGAGGAUCUAUACUACGUUCCCCUGGAUUUUGGCAGUAGUUCAGUAAGAAAUCAGUCGGAAAACAUCGCCUGGCCCGAAUCCCUGAAGGAUCUCUGUAUAAAACGAAUCUUAAUGAUGCCCUAUGGCUUGCAAAUAAUCAACGAGAUAACAGUACCCAAGUUUAACAUCUUUAAAAGCCUCCGCUCUAUCCCGAGUGUGCACGAGACGGCUGUACUAACACCUGACGCUCGGAAAACCACUGUUUCAGAGCGGAGCAACCUAGGAACUAUGAGCAAAGUCAGCGCAGAGAGUUGGCUGGGCCUGUCCACUUCAACGGACCCCCGGCUACUCGUCUGUUUGUCGCCGUCCCAGCAAAAGACCGCGAUUAAAACUACUCCCGAUAACUUGCUGAACCUUCACGCGAAGUUCCUGAACAGACACAGGUACCACGAGAACGCAUCACCUUGCGUUGCAGUUCCGAAGUACAAGAUCGAUGUGAAAAAGUCUGAAACAGACAGACCGACCAGGCUGCUCGAGAUUCUGAAAGAGAACUCGAGCCAGCCGAAAGUGACGCCCGAAGAUCCGUCCAAGCGUUCAGGCGGUGACAAAGGUCAGCGUCUGAAGGUCACCCAGCUCCGUGACUGGUUGAACCUAGCUAGACGCGACAUCUCCAGUCACGCGACGUCUCUCUCCAACGAUUUAUUAAUAGAACCGUCGGGUGAGGGAGUACAGGCUGAUAACCGUGAUAGUAAUCGGUCGAACGUCGCGAAAGUGACUAGUCUCGGCGUGAAUUCGCCAGAAAAAAGCACAACGCCUUUCAGAAGGAGUCCCAUCACUCUGAACAGCGCUCUGAUCGAGAAAACUCCGGGCAUGCCGGACACUGGAGGCAAGAAAACGCCUCGAAGGAUCAUAGAGCCCCGGCAUGGUGUCAAUCCAGCUCUAAUAGACGACAGAGUCGAGGUGCCAGCGCCAGCGAAACGCGUGGUGAACGUGGACAGAUCUUGCAUCGACACAACCAGUAUUUUCGACCAGAGCCCGGCCAGAAAGCAUCUGGAGCCGCGAAAAUAUAAGAACGAAGAGGAUCUGAAGCAUGUGACUGCUACGGAGAUCCUGGAGAGCCUGAAGAAACUUGAGACUGACGAUCUCAGGAAGCCAUAUCUGCCGGGAGAGUAUUUGGUGGAACGAUUAAGGUACAUCGAAUUGCUGGAGAAUCAACUGAAGAAUGUUCUGUUGGCUGAAGAGGAAGAGAAAGAGGCGUUCGAGGAUUUUCAGACACUGAAGAAGACGCAAGAGACAGGCGCCAGUACCUCUAAAAAUGACGCCAAGGUUGAGAGUCAAAGCUGGAGCGAAAAGUCCUCGAACCUAGACAAAGAUCAUUCUGAGAUGAUCGACAAACACGGACAGAGGGAUCUAAAGACGGAAGUCCGUCAAGGAGAUGGUUUUCGCGAGGAGGAAUCCACCGAGCAUAUCGAAAGUGUGGUGAUCACCAAGAAAGAAGAUAGAAACGGGCAGAAGUCGGAUGAUACUCGAAAGGGCGGGAAAUUAGAGAACUCGGAGGCAUUUCGUCAACGUAUGUACGAGGAGUACGUGCACAAAGUUCUCGAGAGGGAGGAAAGGAAGCUUCACAAGGUGGUCAAGAUCAGUACACACGAGGACAUUCAUAGGCCGGAUGAGAAAUUGGAAAAAAAUGGCACAAACGUCGAGAUGGAAUUUAUCACGAAGGCGAGAAACAGGCUGGACAAAUUCGGAAUUAAACUGGACGAGAGUGAAUCGGAAGUUGAGAAAGAUUCUGUGGGAAAAGAGGAAGUGAAGAAGAAGUGUCUGAUCGAUGGACGGGAAUUCGACGACGCGAGAAAAUUGCCGAAGCAUCUUCAAGAAUUCCUGAAAAUGCCCGACGACGGCGUUUGGUCCCCUGGAAGCGAGCCACCACCACCGCCGAAGGAACCAAGUCCCGAUCAAAGAGAGUCCGAGAAGAAUGCUGGAAUUCCACCAGUCUGGACACCUUCUAGCGCUACCGCCAGCCCCGUUCCAGAGAAAAAAGAAUUUCGCCCCGUGCAAUUCGAAAGUCCGAUUCUAAGUCGAAAAAAGCUGCCACAGCAAGAAGUGACACACGAGGCUCCACCGCCCUGGGAAGCAGAAGGGAAAAAGCACACCAUAGAAACUAGUUACGACAGCAGUUCCCGAAUUGUUAAUUCUCAUUCAGCCCCGUCGCAAGGAUUAAAUUCUUUGGCUUCGACGACUCGUUUGCCCCGUGCUCAGAAUCCGACUAUCACAUUGCUACAGAAAGCUCGAGAGGGACAAUUACCGAAAGGGACAGCUUAUCUAGAAGAAAACGAAACAGUGAAACGUCCACCGAGCGACGAGAGGCCGCUAAUCAGUCCAGGUGAAAUAAUCUACACCGUGAAGAAAGAGUACGAGAGCGAGCCGGAAACGGAAAGCGAACCGCCGAAGAAGAUGGCCGAUUUGGGUCCUCGUAAAUUCGAGGGUAUUGGCCCAACAACUAAGGAGGGUAUCCCUCUUGUGUUAAGAUCGGAAGUGAAGGAGAAUAACCAAACAAAAUGGUACAAGAAAAUGUACGACUCAUUGCAUCGCGCGGAGAAAAACGAUGAUUACGUAACCAUUCGUUACAAACCAAGAAGAGGGACGAGGUACGGUUACGGAAGUGGUUACCUAAGCGAACCGGAACAUCGCUUGUACUCGGAACGUUCUGCAACGAUUGAUAGCCAUCGACGCCUGCGCAACAAGGAAAAUGACUUCUCCACGUCUACUAUGCCCAGAAAAAAUGGAACGUUGAAGUUUUCUUCAGACGUUUACAAGAAUCAGCCAGGACGAAUCGAGGACUACGAGCCAGGACGAUCGUCUAUCGCCGAAAAGGAAGCCAAAGAGUGGUGGGACGAGGUCAUGGACAUAUUUGACGGGUGGUUGCACGACAACGGACAUCCUCAGGGUACAGGGUUGGAGGAUCUUCGGAACGGACAGCUGAGCUAUCGUGGUCUCAGUGACAAUCCGUUCGAUCAACGCGACAAUCGUCCAGCGAAACCGUAUAUGACACAUGCUCUCAAAGAAUCUGGCUACGAAAGUGACUCGACGCUGGUAUUCCGUCGCAAAGAGGAUAUAAGUCCACUGAGCCAACUCGAACAAAGAUUGGCUUACAAAACCGUGCAGAGCGGUGGUGACGUACCCCUUCAUGGAUUCCGCAAACCAGCCCCUGAACGGCCGAAGGAAUACUCGAUCGCACCCCCGCCGCCACCAAAAUCUCAACAUCACAGAGACGACAGCCAAGAAUCACCGAGGCGUUACGUGGAGGGCGAGGUGACCAUCCACUACCGUUCGCCAGUGCGUACAGAGGCGAAAGAGCCACUGAGCGAGGAAGAGCUCGCUCGUCGGAGCGCGGAGAAUAUGCGACGCGUUUAUCAAGAAGAACGUCGUCGCAAAUAUCUCCAAGAACUGCAUGACAUCGAUUCACGACGACAUACCGAUAACUUCAUACCAUCUCAGAAAUCACCGAUUCCUCUGAACCGUUACGACGACUUUGUCGACGAUCUCAGCCACAGAAGCAGAUCCCAGGAGCAAACACCGGAACCACGUCUCGUAGCCAGGGCACUUUACAACUUUAUCGGACAAUCUUCGAGAGAAUUGAAUUUCCGUCGCGGUGACAUAAUAUUUGUGCGUCGCCAGGUAGACAAGAACUGGUACGAAGGGGAGCAUAAUGCCAUGAUCGGAUUGUUCCCGUCGAAUUAUGUUGAGAUUUUACCGUACGAUGGCAUGCGAACAACACCAAAGAAACCUUACGAGGGACAGGCACGAGCUAAGUUCAAUUUCGUUGCUCAGACGAAUCUGGAACUGUCGCUAGCCAAAGGGGAGCUCGUUGUUUUGACGAGAAGGGUGGAUGAAAACUGGUACGAAGGACGCAUCGGAAACAGAAAAGGAAUUUUUCCUAUAUCUUACGUGGAAGUUAUCACGGAGCCUGGGCAUAGAUCAGAAACGCCAACACAGAACAAGCCAGUUGCUUCCCCAGCGGCGCACAGCCUCUUGGCUAAUGGAUCUGCUGGAGGAAAAAUGAGUAUGGGACCCCACCACUACAUGCCGUCCAUACCAGUUAAUAUAAACACAACCCAGCCCCACUAUAACUCACUGCCACGUAUGGGAGGGAGCAAAUUGCAUGUCACGCAACUUAACGAAGCACUGCACAUCGACACACACUCCGAGCCGAUACCGUAUCGAGCUCUUUACCCUUACAGACCUCAGAACGAGGAUGAGCUCGAAUUGAAGGAAGGAGACACGGUCUACGUGAUGGAAAAAUGUGACGACGGUUGGUACGUCGGUUCGAGUCAGAGAACCGGCUACUUCGGCACUUUCCCGGGAAACUACGUCGAAAGAUUGUGAGAAUGAGCAACGAGCCGUGAUUACUGAACCGCAGGUUAAUUCUACCAAAGCACUAAAAUCGUUAGUAUAGACGAAACUUCGUUCGUUCACGCGUCGAUAAUAAGGGACAAAAAGAAAACAGUCUUCCUCUUAACCAAUCGCGCGACGUCAAACACGUUGCUCUCAGGGGCAACCUGAUCGUCGGUUUUACCAAAAACCUUAACGUAAAGUUACCUAAUGUGUAAGUAGUGUACGAUAACGAUUAGUUAUUUAUUAUACCAUUCACGAAGGCGAAGUCUGGCGGACGUUGUAACGUAUCAGAGCUUGAAAACAGCUAAUCUCGAUGGCUACUAAUCAAAUUGUUGAACCGGAGCCAUUGGGGGUAGCUUGUCAAUAUCAAAAGCAGCUGUUCGAGGGUCAGAGAUCGUGUGUAUUGUAAGUGGAGGUCAUAUCGAGCCGGCAGUGACUCAAGAAAUCUUCCGAUUGAUAAUUGUAGCGCAUUUGUCUUGGUUUCAAUGUAUCUGGGAUGAUGAAUAUUUUAUCAAGAUUCGUACCAAUCUCGAGAUUUUUAAUUAGAAAAUACCAGAGUGAAAUACUUCGAAGAACAACGGUUUCCGUCUGUGUUUGGUAUUGUAGAUAAAGAAAAAAACAACAGCCAUGUUAUUGUUAUAUUCAUGAGUAUUGGUAAGGGAUUUGUAAUUGAAAGUUUGCCUUCCCAAAUUAAUAUUUUUGUAAAGAUUAUUUGUACCCAGAGUUAUAUAUGAAUUAUAUAAUGUAUAGACGGUUUACAUGAUAUAGUUACGACGUGAUAGAAACAUAUAAUUAUAGAUAUCAUUAAAUGGCGUAAUUAUCAAUGCACGUGUUAAAGUGCACGCAACAUAAUCAGGAUAAGCUAAGACUUUUUCGCCGAUAUCACAAGUACCAUACUACGAGCAGAAAGGAUCGUGUCAUAUCGACAAUUUUUUUCAAGAACGUUUCGCCAGGACGAUACACCAACAGCCUGUCCCGCCCCCUCCCCUAAAAAAACUAGGAAAUAAAACUAAUGUGGAUCCACUUGGAAAUCAGACAAUACUUAUUACUAUUGUAACUUUGUAGAGCGAAAAUGAAAAACGAGCACGUAGUAAGGGCAUUAAUUCAACGAAUUGCGACUAAUAAUCAUUUCCACUGUAAUUUUGAAUCGAAUACCCAUGUCUAUACUGGUGUGUUUCAGAAUUCUAGGCACAGAGUGAACCGAUUUGUGAACCUUUUAAAAAGGAAUAAAGAAAAUUUUAAUAAA
This is a messenger RNA of Dufourea novaeangliae, 9087 nucleotides long. RefSeq lists its product as uncharacterized. Gene Ontology annotation, molecular function: protein binding. The coding region runs from base 117 to 7832 and encodes 2571 amino acids. Lineage: Eukaryota; Metazoa; Arthropoda; Insecta; Hymenoptera; Halictidae. The record is from RefSeq and is a predicted model, not a curated record. The transcript has 22 exons.